This is a messenger RNA of Sorex araneus (European shrew), 1114 nucleotides long. RefSeq names its product transmembrane protein 176A (gene TMEM176A). Bases 160 to 891 code for a protein of 243 amino acids. The record is from RefSeq and is a predicted model, not a curated record. Lineage: Eukaryota; Metazoa; Chordata; Mammalia; Eulipotyphla; Soricidae. Gene Ontology annotation, cellular component: membrane. The transcript is spliced from 7 exons.
GCCAGCGCUCAGGAAAGCCCUGGCGGGGCCCCUUGGCAGCAGCCGCCGGCGGCCACUCCCCGGUGCGUCCCUCAGUCUCCCCCGCCGGGCAGCCCAGCCCAGCCUGUGGCCGCGCACACUGACCCCACAGACUCGCCGGGCCCUCAGGACAGCAGAGAGAUGCCCGCAGGCAUGGACGCGGCUGAGGGCUCGGAUGAGGUGGCCCCUGGGGGCCCCCAGCCCACAAGCUUCAACGUGCACAUCCACCAGGAGUCGGCCCUGGCCCAGCUCCUGAAGGGCCUCGUCACCCGCCUGCAGGCGCCCCGGCCGGCCGCCCCCUCCCGCGGGGCCCGGCUGCUGGCGGCCUCCUGGGCAGCGCAGAUCGUGCUGGGGGGAUUGGCCCUGGUCCUGGGGGGCUUCCUCUACCUCUGCCAGUACUCCAGCGUGCGCUACUCCGGAGCCGCCUUCUGGACCGGCGGCGUGGCUGUGCUGGCCGGGGCCGUGGCCUUCAUCUACGAGAAGCGACGUGGCAUCUUCUGGGCCUUCCUGAGGACCUUGCUCAUCGUGGCAGUCUUCACCACGGCUGUGAUCGCCAUUGUGAUACUCGCUAAUCAUUUCUACGAGUUCCGUUACUUCUAUAACGGAAACGAGAUCUGCGACGUGUCACGGGGUGGCUGGCCCACCCAGGCCCCCACCACUGCCAGCCCCGAGGAGACCCAGAGGGAGGACCUGUGUCACUCUUACGUGCGCUUUCUGCAGGCCAUGUCCAUAAGCCUCCACGCGACCCUCUUUGCUCUCUGGGUGCUGCUGAUUCUCACAUCCCUGACCCCGCUGGGUCUGUUCUUCUGGACAACCUGCAUUUCCAAGAAGAAAACGGACCAGAAGAAACUGCUGCCGGGGAACGACGUCUAGACCCGCUGCUUCCGAGGGCUGGCCGGGAGCACUGCCGGGCUGAGCGUCCUGGGUCCUGACUUCUGCGUGGAGAGCCAGAGCAGGCAAGAGGCAGUCCGGCAGCCCCUGGCCUGCCCCAAGGCCACCACGUCCCUCCUGAAGGCCACCCGUCCCCCUGCCCACCGUCACCGCCCUGCCAGCUCCGGGCCCGAGUGAUGCCGACAAUAAACUCGCGCUGCUCUCG